AUGCAAUUUUCAUCACUUUUAUUGACUUCCACCCUUGCGGCCCUCGCUGCUGCCGAAGCUGUCACCACCACCAUCACAUAUUCCACCACCAUGUCAAUGGAUGGGAUGGCUUCCAUGGCAAUGAUUAUGACUACCACCAAAACUAUGGACAUGUCAUCCAGUACUAGUAUGAAUGGCACCACCAUGACCAUGGAUAUGAGUAGCAGCAGUAGCAAUUCCAGCAUGGCAACCAGCACAUCCGCUGCUAGUGGACUGAGUAGUACUGCUGGCGCAGCAAUGCUAGACAAAGGAUCUAUGGGGGUUCUUGGAGGAGCAAUGUUGGCUGGUGCUUUGCUAUUAGGAUAG
Saccharomycopsis crataegensis is the source of this 345-nucleotide messenger RNA. RefSeq lists its product as uncharacterized. The record is from RefSeq and is a predicted model, not a curated record. Bases 1 to 345 code for a protein of 114 amino acids. Lineage: Eukaryota; Fungi; Ascomycota; Saccharomycetes; Ascoideales; Saccharomycopsidaceae. The transcript has a single exon.